UAAUUAAUUAUUAAUUAAUUAAUUAUAGAAGAAUAACCCAAACCCAAUCAAUCACAGAGAAGAAGAUCGAUUCCGAAGCCCCACAUACCAUUUGUUAUUCAUAUAAAAACUCGUUUUCCUUCUCCAUUUCUCGUCGCACCUUUUCCUCUUCUCUCUCUCUUUCUCUCUUUCUAGUUCGUGUUCUUCGUCGCAAAUCCGAAGUAGGAUCUCUCUUGUUUUUUCUCUAGGUUUUUCGCGAUGGCGUCGAAGCGAAUUUUGAAGGAGCUUAAGGAUUUGCAGAAGGAUCCUCCAACAUCUUGCAGUGCCGGUCCUGUUCAUGAAGAUAUGUUUCAUUGGCAAGCUACAAUUAUGGGUCCUCCAGACAGUCCCUAUGCUGGAGGUGUUUUCCUAGUGACUAUUCAUUUCCCUCCAGAUUAUCCCUUUAAGCCACCCAAGGUUGCAUUCAGGACGAAGGUGUUCCACCCAAAUAUAAAUAGCAAUGGAAGCAUUUGCCUUGAUAUAUUGAAGGAGCAGUGGAGCCCUGCUCUAACCAUUUCCAAGGUGUUGCUCUCAAUUUGUUCCCUGUUGACGGACCCAAAUCCUGAUGAUCCUUUGGUCCCCGAAAUUGCACACAUGUACAAGACAGACAGGAACAAGUACGAGUCAACUGCAAGAAGCUGGACCCAGAAAUAUGCCAUGGGCUAAUUGACAUAGAGAAGAGAGCGAUUUUUACUUUCAGUGUUUAGGCCAAACAGCCUUGUAUGAAUAUUUGUGGUCUUCGAUUAAGGCCCCUCCAGUUGAAGAUGAAUGGGGAAAUAUUUCUUCUGUUGUCUGUAUUGCAGAAUGCAAACGCUACUUUUAAAACAGUGAAAUGUAAGCCCAAUUAAAAAGUUUAAAAUUUUAACCUUGUAUUGACAGUAUUGUCGAAUAUUUAGAGAAUGAUUGGUUUGCUCUGUUAUUCUGUUUUAGUUAAUAAUUGUGAUUUGUGAA
This is a messenger RNA of Glycine soja, 969 nucleotides long. RefSeq names its product ubiquitin-conjugating enzyme E2 10-like. Lineage: Eukaryota; Viridiplantae; Streptophyta; Magnoliopsida; Fabales; Fabaceae. The transcript has 5 exons. Gene Ontology annotation, cellular component: nucleus. Bases 238 to 684 code for a protein of 148 amino acids. Gene Ontology annotation, biological process: protein polyubiquitination. The record is from RefSeq and is a predicted model, not a curated record. Gene Ontology annotation, molecular function: ubiquitin conjugating enzyme activity.